AGCCAUAGAUACACCAUAUAGUUAAUAAAGUAGGAUUCCAAAUGAUUUGUUCACUUUCUGGAGAAGUUGCCAAGGAGCCCGUAGUCUCACCUAGAAGUGGAGCUAUAUUCGAGAAGUCUCUUAUUGAACGAUAUAUUGUAGCCAGUGGUACCGAUCCCUUGACCGAUGAACCAUUGAGUGUUGAAGAUUUGGUACAAAUAAAUGAUGGAAAUGCCAUUGAUUCUUCUAAUCAAAUAGUACCACCUAAACCACCAACUUUCAAUUCCAUCCCUUCAUUAUUAUCUACAUUCCAGAAUGAGUGGGAUGCCUUGGCCUUGGAAGUAUUCUCCUUGAGAAAACAACUCCACAAGUCAAGAGAGGAAUUAAGUGCUGCAUUAUAUCAUCAGGAUGCUGCCGUUAGAGUGGCUUCCCGUUUAGUCAAGGAAAGAGAUGAAGCCAGACAAGCUUUACAAGCAUUAUCUAUUUCCAUUGGAACCAGCGGUGCAGAUGAUGUUGAAAUGGAAAAUGAUGAAGUUGAAGGAGGAGCUAAAUCUAAUGGGGAAGAACAAAAACCUACUGGAAUUAUACCUGUAGAAGAAAUUAAUUCUGCUAGAGACCAAUUAUUCCAAUUGCAUAAAUCACAGAAACCUACAUUAACCAUUCCAGUUGAUCAAGAAGUAUCGGUGGAACUUCUUUCCGCUAAUGUAGCACAUCCAUUCAAAAAAUCAUCAUGUUCUAAUAUUGUGAAAAAUGUUGAUGAAUGGAUCUUGGUGGGUUCACCUACUGGAGUAAUGGCUAAGAUAGAUAAAGAGAAUAAAGUUGAAAAAAUUUUCAAGAGUUCUGGUCAAGAAAUUACAUCCAUUUGUUAUGUAAAGGUUGAAGAAGAAUACGUUCCAAUUAUUUCUGAUCACAGUAAAGAAGCCAAACUUGGUGAAAUGAAGGAGUCAUUCCCAUCUCAUCAUCAAGAUGAAAUUAUUAAAUUAAUUACCCAUCCUUCAUUACAUCACCUCUUUGUGCUGUUUUCUAAAGAUGGUUCAUGGUCAUUGAAUGAUGUAUCACAAUUGAAAUCACUCUUUGUAUCCACCCCGUUAUCUUCAGCAAUUACUGCUGGUGAUAUCCAUGUAGACGGUGCCUUAGUGGCAACCGGUACAACCAAUGGACAAGUGAAUAUAUAUGACCUUACCACUGGAAAUUCCAUUUCUACCGUACAAACAAAAUUCAAUCAUAUAAAUCAACUCAAGUUUGCUGGGAAUGGGUAUUGGUUGUUGGUUCUUUCACAUACCACUGAAGAAUCUCCAAAAUCAGCACUUGAAGUGGUAGAUUUAAGAAAGGGUGUUGUCGUACACACCAUCGAUUCAGAGACUCCAUUUGUUGACUUUAUAAUCGAUCCAUCAUCAUCCAUUGUGGUGACAGUUGACGGACAACAUAAUUUACAAUUACAUAGAUAUUUGAAAAAGGGUAAGAAAUGGAGUAACCUGGAAUUCACUACAGAUUUAAAGACUCCAAUAUCAUCGUUACAAUUACUUACCGAGGCACAAUCUAAAGACUUUGAAGAAGGAGUUGUCAAGUUUAUUACAGUGGCUGAAAACAGCAAGGUGAGUGAGUACAAAAUAAAAUAUUAG
[Candida] anglica is the source of this 1601-nucleotide messenger RNA. NCBI's taxonomy places the organism in Eukaryota, Fungi, Ascomycota, Pichiomycetes, Serinales, Debaryomycetaceae. The record is from the annotation of a GenBank genome assembly.